Molecule: messenger RNA, 1089 nt
Organism: Pollicipes pollicipes
Lineage: Eukaryota; Metazoa; Arthropoda; Thecostraca; Pollicipedomorpha; Pollicipedidae
Product: sugar transporter ERD6-like
Exons: 7
Coding region: 1-1089 (362 amino acids)
Biological process (GO): transmembrane transport
Cellular component (GO): membrane
Molecular function (GO): transmembrane transporter activity
Source: RefSeq, a predicted model, not a curated record
AUGUCGCAGACGCACGUCGUGUUCGGCGUGUGGGUCAGCUUUGGCGGCCUCCUGAUCGCCGAGGCCCAGUCGGGGGACUCAGCCGGGACCCUCAGCCUGCAGACGGCCACCCUGGUGGCCUCUAUCGCACACCUAGGUCGCAUGCUGGGCUGCGUCGCCUCCGCCCCGCUGACGGACCGGCUCGGCGUGCUGCGCGUGAUCCAGCUGAGCGUGCCGCUGAACCUGCUGGCCUGGCCGAUGAUGACGCUCGGGGGGCGGAGCAUGAUGGUGGCCGGCGCCGUGAUGGCGGGCGCCUUCGUCGGGCUCAACGCGUCUGGAGGGCGACUGUAUAUCGCUGAGGUGACGUCAAACCGCACACGCGGAACGCUCUGCUAUUUGCCCGGAGUGGCCAUUGGACUCAGCCUGUUGGUCAACUUUUCCGUCAGUGCUGCCAUCCCGUGGCGAUAUGCCACACUACUCUGCGGCUGCACGCCAUCUGUUGUGCACUUUCUCGCCUUCACCACCAGGUGGCUGCUGAGCCGCGGGGGCCGCGAGAAGGAGGCGCAGCGAGCGAUCGCCUUUUACCGCGGCAAGCGGGCUGACGUCGCCAUGGAAACCAAACACAUCCUGCAGGUGCUGCGGGGCCGGCCGACUCCAAACAUACUCCAGCAGGCCCGGCUCAUCUUCACCGACUGGGACGUGGCCAAGCCGUGCCUCCUGCUGCUGGUGCAGUUCUUCUUCGACUCCUUCUGCGGCGGCAUUGUGCUGACGCAGUACGCGCCCGGGCUCUUCCGCAUGGCCGUCAGGUCGCUGGCGCCGGCCCAGUGCACCCAGCUGCUGGCCGCGCUGCAGGUGGCGGCGGCGGUCGUCAUGUCCAUGACGCCCACCAUCUACGGCGCCACGCUCAGCUUCGCCGCCCACUUGCUGGCCGAGUCGCAGUCAUCUGACGCCACCGCUCAGCUGACGCUGCGCGACGCCACCAUGGUGGCGGCCAUCUCUAACCUCGGCAGGAUGUUCGCGUGCGUAGCUUCUGCCUCGCUGACGGACAGGCUGGGCGUGCUGCGCGUGAUCCAACUGAGCGUGCCGUUCAACCUGCUGCCUGGCCGCUGA